This is a messenger RNA of Andrographis paniculata, 986 nucleotides long. RefSeq names its product U2 small nuclear ribonucleoprotein B'' 2-like. NCBI's taxonomy places the organism in Eukaryota, Viridiplantae, Streptophyta, Magnoliopsida, Lamiales, Acanthaceae. Gene Ontology annotation, cellular component: U1 snRNP. The coding region runs from base 114 to 815 and encodes 233 amino acids. Gene Ontology annotation, molecular function: U1 snRNA binding. Gene Ontology annotation, biological process: mRNA splicing, via spliceosome. The record is from RefSeq and is a predicted model, not a curated record. The transcript has 5 exons.
GACCACCGAAACUCCUCGUUCCCAAUUGCAAUUGCUUCGCGCAUUUCCGUUUAAUUAGGGCACUAGAGCGUAGCGGCGGUGAGGGCUGUUAUCGGCGUCCGGCGGCGGGGAAGAUGCUUACCAGUGACAUUCCUCCUAACCAGACGAUAUACAUCAAGAAUCUGAACGAGAAAAUCAAGAAAGAAGAGUUGAAGAGAUCUCUUUAUGCCUUGUUCUCACAGUAUGGGAGGAUCGUGGACAUUGUUGCACUGAAAACUGCUAAGCUCCGAGGGCAGGCUUGGGUUGUGUUCAGUGAAGUCCCAGCUGCUAGCAAUGCUGUACGACAGAUGCAAAACUUCCCAUUUUAUGACAAACCUAUGAGAAUACAAUAUGCUAAAACAAAAUCCGAUAUUAUUGCUAAAGCUGAGGGCACCUAUGACAAGAAAAAGAAACAAGAAGAAAAAGCUGAGAAAAAGAAGCGUCCCGAUGAAGCACAACAAGCUACCGUGUCUAAUGGUGCCAAAGCUGACAGCAAUGGAGGACCAGCUGUUGCCUCUCGGCAAGGAAGGCCACCACCGACACAACAAGAAGCAGUGGCUGAGCCGAACAGCAUACUAUUCAUACAAAAUCUGCCGUACGAAACGAACAGCAUGAUGCUGGAGCUGCUAUUCAAGCAGUACCCGGGAUUCAAAGAAGUGCGGAUGGUAAAUGCGAAGCCGGGCAUCGCGUUUGUGGAAUUUGAGGAUGAUGCGCAGUCGUCGGUUGCAAUGCAGGACCUUCAGGGUUUCAAAAUCACUUCCCAGAAUCCCAUGGCCAUCAGUUACGCCAAAAAAUAAUUCUGAUGAGAAAUGGAAUACUGCUAUGUGGUAUGCUACUAUGCUAUGCUAUGAAUGAUAUAUCUGAUCAAGUAAAAGUGUAUUUGAUAGGCUGGAGCAUAUAUGUUUGUUUGUUUUCAAAUAUCUUCUUUUACUACUUUACUACAGUGGUUGGUGAAUUAUUGUUUUUUA